ACCGGAAGGGCGCGCGGCCGCCGGGGUCUUGGAGCCGUUCCGGGCCGACGGGACGCAGCCAUGGGGAAGAGGCAGCACCAGAAGGACAAGAUGUACAUCACCUGCGCCGAGUACACGCAGUUCUACGGCGGCAAGAAGGCAGGUAAGGUGGCAGAGUUACGCUAUCGUUGUUAGGUGACCGAUGUUUUAAUCUGCACCGCUGCCCGAGCUCUGCGCUUCCGUGAGCUUCCACUGGCUCGUGCCUGCUCCCAUGGCGGUGCGGCGAGAAACGUCCAGUUUGUCUCUACAGCCAUUUGAAUACCCCGUUUGCACACCGGAUGGGACGGUCUUUGACAUACUGAGCAUUGUUCCUUGGAUAAAGAAAUACGGAACCAAUCCAAUCACAGGAGAAAAGCUAGAUGCCAAAUCCCUUAUAAAGCUGAAUUUUGCUAAGAACAGUGAAGGUAAAUACCACUGCCCAGUGCUGUUUACUGUAUUCACCAAUAACUCCCACAUUGUGGCCAUCAAGACAACGGGAAAUGUGUUUGCCUAUGAGGCAGUUGAGCAGCUGAACAUCAAACCAAAGUGCUACAAGGAUCUCUUGACGGAUGAGCCCUUCACUCGGCAAGACAUUGUGACACUGCAGGAUCCAACAAACCUGGAUAAAUUCAAUGUCUCUAACUUCUUUCAUGUUAAGAACAACAUAAAAGUAGUUGAUCCAGAUGAAGAAAAAGCAAAAUUGGAUCCAUCUUAUUAUUUGAAAAAUACAAAUACAGAGACCCGAGAGACUUUACUGGAGCUUUACAAGGAAUUCAAAGGGGAUGAUAUUCUAGCAGCUACUAUGAAGGCUCCCGAAAAGAAGAAGGUGGAUAAGCUGAAUGCUGCUCAUUAUUCCACUGGCGCAGUGAGUGCUUCCUUCACCUCCACUGCGAUGGUACCUGAAACCACCCAUGAAGCAGCUGCUAUUGAAGAUGAUGUUGUAAGAUACCAAUAUGUGAAGAAGAAGGGCUAUGUACGACUUCACACUAACAAAGGAGACUUAAAUUUGGAGCUGCACUGUGACAUGACACCUCGCACCUGUGAAAACUUUAUCAAAUUGUGUAAAAAGAACUAUUAUGAUGGAACAAUUUUUCACAGGUCAAUUCGUAAUUUUGUGAUUCAAGGAGGUGAUCCGACUGGAACGGGAACAGGAGGAGAGUCUUACUGGGGAAAACCAUUUAAAGAUGAAUUCAAGCCCAACUUGUCCCAUACAGGACGUGGUAUUCUUAGUAUGGCCAAUUCCGGACCUAACACAAACAAAUCGCAGUUCUUUAUCACAUUCCGCUCUUGCGCUUAUCUGGACAAGAAACAUACAGUGUUUGGAAGAGUGGUCGGUGGCUUUGAGACUCUGACUGCUAUGGAGAACGUGGAAAGUGACCCGAAAACAGACCGUCCCAAGGAGGAAAUACGAAUCCAGACAACAACCGUUUUUGUUGACCCGUAUGAGGAGGCAGACGCGCAGGUUGCUGCAGAAAGAGAGAAGGUUCAGCUGGAAGAAGAAGCAGCCAAAACAAAAGCUGAGGUGGUCCCACUGAAGAAAGAGGUCCAGACUCCUAAAACUUACCGGCAGGGGAUUGGAAAAUACAUUAACAUGGCUGCAGCGAAGCGCAGUGUGGAAGAUGACGGGCCCUCAACAAGCACAGCUGCAAAGAAAGAGAAGAAGAGCACAGGCUUUGGGGACUUCAGCUCCUGGUAGCACUGCAGCAGCACAGCAAAGAAGAAGAGGCGGCCUCCCACGUGUCCCUGAAGAGCCCAAAAGACAAUCUGUCCUGGGGAGAGGGAAGGCACCAGCCUUCACCGCGGAAGAAAACUGUUGCUUUGUUAAGGCUGGUUAAUGUGGCUUUGUUUUCUGGAGAUCUGUGUUGCCCCCAACUGCAUCUUUCUCGCAGGCCUUUUUGUUGUUGUUCAGCUGAGCAGGGAGCGGGCAGCCCAGCUCCGCUGGGGAUUAGCUGGAGCCUUUCUCUGCUCAGCCAGCAGCAUCCCAGGCAGAGCCCAGCCUUGCAGGACGCUGCUUCAGUGAACAGCUACAUUGUGAAAGAGCUUCUUUUACAGGUAAUCAUUUCCAGGCACGCCGGCUCUGCCUGAUGAAUUGGUGUGCUGGGGAAGCGCCCGAGCUGCUGGAACGCUCUGCAGUGGGGAGGAGAGGGCUGCAGCCUGUCCUGCCUUUCCUUUCCAGCUGGCUUUUGCUUGUUCUCAGCAAGGACCAGUUCCAUCUUUUGCUCUUGGCUCCUGGCUGGACUGACUGCUGUCAGUCUCCACAGGGCCUCGCUCGCUCUGAAAUGAGCUCUGUGCACCCGUGUGUUCUGUAGCAGCCUGGAAAGCAGUGAGCCUGAGCAGUGAGCAGCGUGCCUGCUGCAGGGGCACCGAGUUCCUCCGGCAGCUGGCCUCGCUGGAGCCCCUGCGCAGCCGGGGGCCGGGCUGCCCCAGCUCAGAGCUGCCCUGUGGGUCCGGAAGUGUCAGCCUGGAGCAAUUGAGCGGGAACAGAAACAACAUCACAGCAUUUUUUUAGCCAUCCCCGAGGGCUGCUCCUUGCAGGGGAGCACACAUGUUGUUCUGUUGCAGCAUCAGUCCUCGCUAUUAGGGAAAACAACGUAAUGUAGCUGUGAGGCAUCAGAUAUUUCCUUCCGUAGCCACACUGUUAGGAUGCUUACACAAGGCCUUAUGGAUGACAGAGUGCCAGCCUGGGAAAUGUAAUGUGUGUUACCCUCACUUGCAGGUGGUACACUAGAUCCUGAAUGUGACUUUUCAGCUCACCUCAGCUGUUUCCAGAGCACAGCAGUACCCUCUCUCCCCUGUCUGGCUGAGGAGGUAGUUUUGUAGUCAUCUUUGUAACCAGUACAUUUGUAUCGGUUGUUUAAGAGCUUAAAGUCUCCAUUUAUAGGAAACUGCUGUUAAAAAAAAAAAAAAUUUUGGUAAAGGGUUUUGCAAUUAAAUGCUUUUAUUUUCUUUUGAA
This is a messenger RNA of Numida meleagris (helmeted guineafowl), 2971 nucleotides long. RefSeq names its product peptidylprolyl isomerase like 2 (gene PPIL2). The coding region runs from base 251 to 1714 and encodes 487 amino acids. The transcript is spliced from 20 exons. Gene Ontology annotation, cellular component: catalytic step 2 spliceosome. Gene Ontology annotation, biological process: protein folding; protein peptidyl-prolyl isomerization; protein polyubiquitination. Lineage: Eukaryota; Metazoa; Chordata; Aves; Galliformes; Numididae. The record is from RefSeq and is a predicted model, not a curated record. Gene Ontology annotation, molecular function: peptidyl-prolyl cis-trans isomerase activity; ubiquitin-ubiquitin ligase activity.